Molecule: messenger RNA, 795 nt
Organism: Clupea harengus (Atlantic herring)
Lineage: Eukaryota; Metazoa; Chordata; Actinopteri; Clupeiformes; Clupeidae
Product: transmembrane emp24 domain-containing protein 6-like
Source: RefSeq, a predicted model, not a curated record
AUGCCAGGGGCAGCAUUCUUGCUGGUUCUGUUGCUGGUGCUGGGACCUGGGUGUGGGGGACCAGUAAAGGACCCCCAGCCGGGCCUUUCGGACCAGGACCUCUUCUGGGGAACUGACCAGUACGACUUUGCCAUCGUGCUGGGUGCCUCUGGUCUGGAGUGCUUCUGGCACAUGGCGCACCAGGGAGAGCAGUUCUACUUCAACUACAUGGUCCAGUGGGUGACGGGGGUGGCCAACGACAGACACCUGGCAGUGACGGUCAACUCCCCAAAGGGCUACCUGGUCAGCGAGGCUGAUGACGCCACAGGCGAGAUCAAAUUUGAGGCCAAAGAGACCGGAUUUUAUCAGAUGUGCCUUAGCAACUUCCACAACCGCUUUGGCCACAUGCAGGUGUUCUUGAACUUUGGCGUGUACUAUGAGGGUUCAGAAGACAUGAAGAAACAGAAGGAGGAAGAUGACAAGAAGAAAGAGGAGGACAGGAAAGACUUAAACAACACCAUUACCACCAUUGAGGACAGUUCAGUCAGGCUGCAGAGUUACGUGUUCCACAUGUGGCGUCACUACAACUUCGCCCGCAUGCGUCGGGGGACAGACUACUACCUACUCUUGUCCAACUCCACCUACGUGGGUUACUGGUCCGCAGCACAGAGUGUGGUCAUCCUCCUGUCUGGAUACUUGCAGCUGUUUUUCCUCAAGAGGCUCUUCAAAACCAAAACCACAACAGAGACGGACAAACCUCGCUGCUGAGGCAGAGAGAAUAUGAGAGAAUGUUUGUGUUCAGUCAAGGUGUAGGCC